AUGGCUUCGUUAAAGAGUCUCUAUGAGCCGAAUACGAAUUUGGGGAAUGCGUUGCACACGAACUUUGAUGUCGAUUUCGUGAUUGACUAUCGAUUUGCUACCACAAGCAAACAAGCAGCAGAAUCCCAAUUCACAGCCCUCAUCCACGCCCUCAACUCCGUCGGCCUCACCACCGAAGUCCGCAACGGCGACAACUGCGCCGUCCUCAUCUUCAUCAAAGUCGCCUCGCCCCGCCAUCUCCGCGCCGAAGUCUACCGCAGCAGAGUCCAAGACUGGCUCUAUGGCGUCCGCACCAUCGCCCCGGAAAAGGAUAUGCAAAAGGCGUUCACCGCUGAACCUAUCAUCGAAGCGGAGCGUCUGAGAUUGGUAUACCUCUUGAUCACGAAGCCGAAGAAUGAGGGUGGUGCGGGUAUCACGCCGAAGAGGGGGGAGUGGAAAUGCGUCGAGUCGAUCUUCGCGCUGCAUGAUCAUACGUUUAAUAAAGCGUGGAUCAAGGAUCUGACGUCGAAGACUUUUUUGACGCAGAAGGAUCUUACGGAGAUUCGUAAUCGGUUUGGCGAGAAAAUUGCGUUUUAUUUUGCGUUUUUGCAGUCUUAUUUCAUGUUCUUGACGUUUCCGGCUGGAGUGGGAUUUUGUUCGUGGGUGCUCCUAGGGGGCUUCUCGCCGGUUUAUGCGGUGAUUAAUGGCUUGUGGUGUGUGGUCUUCGUCGAGUAUUGGAAGAAACAAGAGACGGAUCUUGCGGUUCAGUGGGGUGUGAAGGGUGUUUCUAAGAUUCAGCAUAAGAGACCGGAUUUUAAGCAUGAGAGUGUGGUGAGGGAUCCUAUUACCGAUGAGGAGGUCAAAGUCUACUCCCCUGUCAAGAGAUUGUCGAGGCAGAUGCUUCAGGUUCCGUUUGCUUUAGCGGCGGCUCUUAUUUUGGGGACCUUGAUUGCUACCUGUUUCUCUAUUGAGGUAUUCAUCUCGGAGGUUUAUGGUGGACCAUUCAAAAGCUACUUGGUUUUCUUGCCUACUGUUAUUCUAACUGUUGCGAUGCCAACUCUCUCUGCGAUGCUUACCGGAUUCGCAGCCAAGCUUACUGAUUUGGAGAACUACGAAACCGUCGCUGCACAUGAAAACGCCAUGGUUGGAAAGAUCUUCGUCCUGAACUUCAUCACCUCAUACAUGCCAAUCUUCUUGACAGCAUUUGUCUAUGUGCCAUUCGCACAAGUCAUCGUGCCUUACCUAGAUGUCUUCCAAUUGGCCGUCAAGCCAUUUGCUGAGAAUGAAAAGCAAAUGACAGCGCCAAAAGCUGGAUUCCAGAUCAACCCUGAUCGUUUGAAGAAACAAGUCAUCUACUUUACCGUUACAGCUCAGAUUGUUGGAUUUGCUCUCGAACUUGUCGUUCCAUACAUCAUGCGAACCGUCUUCAAGAAGGUCAAGGAGGUGAAAGCUGAUCGCGCCAGUAAGAAAGGAGGUGCCACUGCAACUUCUACAGCAGAUGAUCAUCCUGAGGAGUCAGCCUUCCUAGUAAGAGUGAGAAAUGAAGCCGAGUUGAGCAUUUACGAUGUGACAACUGAUUUCCGGGAGAUGAUUGUUCAAUUUGGCUACCUCUCCCUUUUCUCAGUCGUUUGGCCACUAACAGCUGUCUCCUUCAUCAUCAACAACUGGAUCGAACUCCGCGGCGACGCCCUAAAGAUCGCCCUUGAAACUCAGCGUCCCGUCCCUUGGCGCGCUGAUUCAAUCGGUCCAUGGCUCGACGCCCUCGGCUUCCUCUCCUGGCUAGGAAGUCUCACCUCCGCAGCCCUCGUCUACCUCUUCAACGGCAACGACUUCGGUCCCGGCGGCAACCCCUCCAAUAUCAAGAUCUGGGGUCUCCUCCUCACCAUCUUCUUCUCCGAACACCUCUACCUCGGCAUCCAACUCGGGAUCCGCACCGCGCUCGGCAAGAUCGACAGCCCGGGUCUCCAAAAAGAACGCUCUGAACGGUUUGCGGUGCGCAAACAGUAUUUGGCUGAGAGUAUGGGUCAGGAAGCUGCUGAGGAGGCGGCUGAGGGAGGUAUUGCUGGAGGUGAGAAGAUUAAUAGGAAGAGUCUUGAGGAUGAGGCGAGAGAUAGUACGUUGCAGGGGCAUGGGACGCCUGAAGAGAGGUUCUGGGGGAGACAGAGGGGUGUGGAUGAGACGUUGACCGUCGGGAGGAGGUAUAUUCAGCAAGCUGCGCCGAAGGCGUCGCCGAGGGCUGGGGGGGAGAAGAAGGAGUUGUGA
Glarea lozoyensis ATCC 20868 is the source of this 2241-nucleotide messenger RNA. RefSeq lists its product as uncharacterized. The record is from RefSeq and is a predicted model, not a curated record. Gene Ontology annotation, cellular component: cortical endoplasmic reticulum. The transcript has 6 exons. Gene Ontology annotation, biological process: chloride transmembrane transport. Gene Ontology annotation, molecular function: chloride channel activity. The coding region runs from base 1 to 2241 and encodes 746 amino acids. Lineage: Eukaryota; Fungi; Ascomycota; Leotiomycetes; Helotiales; Helotiaceae.